Brettanomyces nanus is the source of this 786-nucleotide messenger RNA. RefSeq lists its product as uncharacterized. The coding region runs from base 1 to 786 and encodes 261 amino acids. NCBI's taxonomy places the organism in Eukaryota, Fungi, Ascomycota, Pichiomycetes, Pichiales, Pichiaceae. The record is from RefSeq and is a predicted model, not a curated record. The transcript is spliced from 2 exons.
AUGGGACGAAUGUUGAAGGUGUUUCGCACUCAAAACGACGUAUUUGUGCUUCCCUUGUACAAUCCAGAAAGAUACUGGAAGCUACAGGUGGUAAGUAGAAACGAGAAUCUGAUUGGUCAGUUGGUUGAAGUCUUUGAAGAGAUCUGUGACUUUAAAGAUUUGAGAGAUGAUGAAGAGGACGAGGAUUGUUCUCCUAAUGUUUCUUUUGAACCGAUGAACAGGAUGGAGGUGGAUAUAAGAUUUGCAGGAGAUACUGAUACUACAUUGAGUGGAACUUCACCAGAUAGUGAAAGAACGUUGGAGGUAUCGCGCGUACAGGCUAAGUCACGGGAUCUUAAAAGUUUGGAAACAACAUCAAGUAUCGAUGAAGAUCGAACUGUAGGAACAGUAUUCCAGCCAAUUCUACAACAGCCAAUACCGAUACGACCGAACUCUGCCGAAUCAAGUCUUGACUCUGUACUAUUAAGAUUUGAAGAUGAAGAAGAUACAGGUAGACCUUUAAGUGAGACUGGGUUCAAUUGGAUGGACACAAAAAGCAGCCAGUCAGAAUUCAAGACGAUCAAUAAAAGAUUUUCAAUGACUUUCAAAGGCAUUAAACCUGGCAUGGUUAUCCACCACAAACAAAUUGAGUCAUUACGUGGUGUUGGAGAGGGGCACAAACUGAAGGGAUCUGAUAUUGUAAGGAAUUCAUUUAUUAUGGGAGCAAUCACAGGCAACGAUAAGAACCCUUCUGUAAGUUCUGUACGAACUCCACGGGGAAGCUCAUGGGGCCUAUUUAAUUGGUAA